AUGAUACUACCAAACUUUGCUUGUAUUUUUGAUAUCGACGGUGUAAUCACCAAAGGUCCGAAUUUCAUCGCGACAGCUAAACCAGCUAUUCAUACUUUAAUGCAGAUGAAAAUACCUGUUGUCUUUUUGUCUAACACUUGUGUACUUGAAUCAGACAAAGCUAAACAAUUAUCAUCCAUGCUUGGCAUUACUAUCAAUCCGGAACAAGUUGUUUUAGCUCAAACACCAAUGCGCACUUUAACAGAAUAUCAUAACAAACAUGUUCUCAUAUCUGGACAAGGUCCUAUCGAAGAGAUUGGUCGAAUGCUUGGCUUCAAAAGUAUCACAACGAUUAAAGAGGUUUGUGAUGCAUUUCCAGAAUUGGAUAUGGUUAACCAUAUGAAUCGAGCGAAAUUAAAUGAAGUCAUGCAAAGCAAAGGACUUGUUCGUGAUGAAAAUUUUCGCCCAAUUGAUGCUAUUGUUUUACUUGGUGAACCAAUCAAUUGGGAGAGCUCUUUACAAGUCAUUACCGAUCUUCUCCUAACAGAUGGAAAUCCAGCUAGUGUUCCAGAUGACGCAGGACAUGAUCGAGAUCAUAUACCAGUUAUUGCAUGUAAUCGAGAUCUCAUUUUCAAAGCUGCUGCUGAUUUGCCGCGCUUCGGACACGGAGCUUUUCUCACAUGCUUAGAAGCAUUGUACAAAAAUCUUAGUGGAAGAGAACUGAAAUACACGGCAUUUGUUGGUAAACCAUUUGAAAUCUCGUUUCAAUAUGCUGAAAUGAUUGCUAAUAAAUUAGCAUUGGCAAAUGAACAGUCGACAAUUGAUCACAUCUAUUUUUUUGGUGACAAUCCCGACGUUGAUAUCGUUGGCGCCAACAUGUACAAUUGUUUAUUACAACAAGAUAGCAAUAAUAGAAAGAGUAUUAGUGGAUAUGAUCUGAUGCGAGAUACGAAUUAUUUCAGCGCAAGAGCAUGUGAAUCAAUUUUGGUUUGUACUGGAGUGUACGAUCCAAGUAAACAACCACACCCCGAAACAGAACCGUGGAAAAUGCCAACAACCAUUCAAACAGAUGUUCUCGAAGGUGUCAAAUACGUUCUCGCCAAAGAACAACGAUUAUCAGAGUAG
Molecule: messenger RNA, 1104 nt
Organism: Adineta ricciae
Lineage: Eukaryota; Metazoa; Rotifera; Eurotatoria; Adinetida; Adinetidae
Source: the annotation of a GenBank genome assembly